Molecule: messenger RNA, 1623 nt
Organism: Neohortaea acidophila
Lineage: Eukaryota; Fungi; Ascomycota; Dothideomycetes; Mycosphaerellales; Teratosphaeriaceae
Product: major facilitator superfamily domain-containing protein
Exons: 2
Coding region: 124-1623 (499 amino acids)
Biological process (GO): transmembrane transport
Molecular function (GO): transmembrane transporter activity
Source: RefSeq, a predicted model, not a curated record
UAAACAACCAGUCCUGCUCGACCACUUUCAUUUCCUUUUCUAUCAUUCUGCGACAGUCGUCUGAUCCAUACGAGUUACGAUAGUUCUGUUCUCACGAGCUCUGCCAGGCGGGGGUAUGACGGGAUGCUGGCCAAAAAGCGUACAUCACCAGACGAUGCAAUCUCCCUGGACGACAAUGGCCAUCUCACGUUCGGUCCAAAUGAUCCCACAAACCCGAAGAACUGGUCGCUGCGACGGCGAUACUGCAUCACCGCCAUUGUUAUCGUCAUUGUACUGAAUGCUACCUUUGCCUCGUCGGCACCAUCUGGCACUAUCGAUGGCCUUAGCAAAGACCUUCAUGUUUCCGUUGAAGCCGGGGGGUUGGUAACCACGCUGUUUCUUCUGGGAUACACUGCUGGACCGUUGUUGUGGGGACCGCUCUCCGAGUUCUAUGGUCGCCAAAUGAUCUUCUUCGGGACAUUCACCCUCUACCUAAUCUUCAACUUCCUAUGCGCUUUCUCGCCCAAUUUUGGAGGCCUUCUAGUCGGCCGCUUCCUAACUGGCGCAUUUGCCAGCUCCGGUCUGUCGAAUGUUCCAGGCACGCUUUCUGACAUAUGGGGACCCGUGGGCCGAGGACACGCCAUCAAUCUAUUCCUGGUGGUGACCUUCGUGGGGCCAGCUCUUGGCCCCGUUAUAUCUGGGUUUCUGGAGCUGACGAAGACAUGGCGCUGGACCUUCUACGUCCUCCUCUGGAUGGCCGGCAUCACGGAGCCAUUCAUGUUCUUCCUCCUGCCGGAAACCUUGCCGAGCAUGAUUCUAUACCGGAGAGCUCGCCGAUUGCGCACAGCCAAAGUGCCAGGUUACGAGAACGUCAUGGCGCCAGUCGAGACGACCGACCGGCGACUGAGCGCCAUCUUCUAUGCCACGUUGACGCGCCCAUGGAAAUUGCUGAUCGAUCCCAUCUGCGGCCUCGUCUGCAUCUACUUUGCAGUCACAUAUGCUCUCCUGUACAUGCUCUUCAGCAUCUACCCCAUCGUCUUCCAACAAAAGCGCGGCUGGAACGCGGGCGUGGGCGAAUUGCCGCUUCUCGGCGUCGCCAUCGGAGCCGCCUUGGGCGGCGUCAUCGUCUUCGUGCUGGGCGAGCGAGAGAAGAACAACAAGAACCCUACCCCCGAGGAUCGCCUUCCUGCCGCGAUGAUCGGCGCCGUCCUGUUCGCAGUCGCGAUGUUCUGGUUCGCGUGGAGUGGAGAAUACGACGCGGUGCCCUGGAUCGUGCCGACGCUGGCGGGCACGUUUCUGUCCACCUCGCUGCUGCUCAUUUUCGUCGGCUUCAUGAACUACCUCGUUGAUUCCUAUCUGGCUUUUGCCGCUUCCACCCUGGCGGCAUGCACGGUCGUGCGUGCUGCUGCUGCCUCGGCCUCGCCGCUGUUCACGCAAUACAUGUUUGAUGCGCUUGGGGUUGGCGGAGGGGGAUCGUUGAUUGGAGGCAUUGCUGUGCUUCUUUUGCCCAUCCCCUUUGCUUUUUAUAGAUACGGUGCGCCGCUUAGGCUGCGAUCCAAGUAUGCCCCGACAGCCAAUGUAGCUGGGCGGAAACAAGAUGACGAAAACCAAGAUGAAGAGAAAGGUAGUCAGGUAGACAAUUAG